AUGGGUUGCCUAUCAUUCGCCAUGGAACCUGACCUGGAUAAUGAAAUCUUGAUACGGGUGUCCCGCUCGACUUGGUUUUUCAUGAAAAUUGGUACAUAUUCGGUCAGCUGGCCCCACCAGACCUGGUGCUCGAGCAAAGAAACUCAGCAACGAAACAUACGUAUUCGCACGAAGCUGACCCAUCGAAUAACCCAUGAGUACACCCUGACAGCUUUGAUGAAGCUUUCGCUUGUAAUCCGGAACAUGCGAGCGGUGUGCUGCAUUUAUGUUGUCGACCGUAAUCCAGUCGAAUAUAGCGAGGAGCGGAAUGACGCGCGCAUCUGUUUACGAUAUGGCCCGGGUCAAUUCGCAUGGAUGAGGAAUGUAUCAUCACGCUCACCUCAAACCGCUCGUUCUCAUUUCGACCAACUCUCAGACCGACCAGCUCUCACUCCGACCAGCUCUCAUCCCGACCAGCUCUCAUCCCGACCAGCUCUCAUCCCGACCAGCUCUCAUCCCGACCAGCUCUCAUCCCGACCAGCUCUCAUCCCGACCAGCUCUCAUCCCGACCAGCUCUCAUCCCGACCAGCUCUCAUUCCGACCAGCUCUCACUCCGACCAGCUCUCAUUCCGACCAGCUCUCACUCCGACCAGCUCUCAUUCCGACCAGCUCUCACGCCGACCAGCUCUCACGCCGACCAGCUCUCACUCCGUCAUGCGAAUCCAAUCUAUCGGAUCAUCUCUUGGUCGCCGAUGGAAGGAAAGGUGGUUUAGGGUCAUCGUCGACUUAGAAGCGCCCCCGCCCCCUCUGCUCAUCGACGGGAAUAGCAACAGAGGAGAAGAGAAAGCGAAGGAAACGGCAGGUGAUGCGAUUGCCAACUAUGAGAUUGAAUGCACUAUGACUAUGUAUUUCUUGAGCCAGCUCAACAAAGAUCACUGGCCAAGCGAGAGAUCCUUGGGAUUUUACAAUGGAAACUUCAUCUCAAAUGAAGCGUUCGCUCAACUGCCAAUCACCCAGGAUCUUGCUAGUCGAGUGGUCAUCAUGGAGAAUCAGUAUGAAUAUGCCUACCAAGGACAAGGCCACCGAUCAGCCUACACAUAUCAUUGCGUGGGCAAAUUCUUCGGCGAUCUCUUCGAGAAGUGGGUCUUCCGCCGAUUCGACGAAGAACAGAGGCGAGAACAGAGGCGAGACCGGAGGGGUAAAUGGUAUCGAACUCGAUCAGACAGAAUGAGAGAGAUUCUUGUCAAUGUUGGGGCUAUUGAGGAUAUGGAUUUCAAAACCAAUAUCACGAAGGUCGCCAUCCGCAUACGGCAAGGACAGAAGAAGCCUUUAAAUGGGUCUCUGCAAAAGCAGAAGAUGCAGUUGUUGCAGGAGUAUGGAUUCAAGAACAUGGAAACUACACCAUUUCUUGACUGUGUACUCAACAACAACAAGGGCUGGAACUGUAUGAGGUCAAUUGACUUCAAAUACUUUCUCCAAACCCUGAUCUACAUUGGGAAAUCUCAUCUGAGAUUGCCCAUCACAAUGGAUCUAUAUGAGCGAGGCUUCAGUCCUAAAGAGAUUGAUAGGAAGCGAGAGAUGUGGAUGAGGAGGCAGAGAGAUCAGUGGUAUACACUGUUUGGAGCCAUGGUGAUGGAUAGGAGAAACCUGAGCAGCACUGGGACCUUAGACUACUAUCAUCUGAACAGUGUAUACAAAGCCUUUGUCUGUCCUUAUAUCUGA
Filobasidium floriforme is the source of this 1701-nucleotide messenger RNA. RefSeq lists its product as uncharacterized. The record is from RefSeq and is a predicted model, not a curated record. Lineage: Eukaryota; Fungi; Basidiomycota; Tremellomycetes; Filobasidiales; Filobasidiaceae. Bases 1 to 1701 code for a protein of 566 amino acids. The transcript is spliced from 6 exons.